Messenger RNA from Colletotrichum gloeosporioides, 1209 nucleotides. Its product is annotated as Secondary metabolism regulator LAE1. The record is from RefSeq and is a predicted model, not a curated record. The transcript has 9 exons. The coding region runs from base 1 to 1209 and encodes 402 amino acids. NCBI's taxonomy places the organism in Eukaryota, Fungi, Ascomycota, Sordariomycetes, Glomerellales, Glomerellaceae. Gene Ontology annotation, molecular function: methyltransferase activity.
AUGGGUGACUCUCCGAAAAGGGAAUCUAGCCCACCACGUCCUGAAGCCGAGUCCACUUCAGGUGCGGCGGAUUCGGCUUCUCCUCUUGGUCGUGUCGCGGAGCAAUCCACUUCCGGCCCGGCUACAUCGCCUCAAGCAUCUUCCCCUCAUGCCGCCGAAGAUGUUCCCCAUGCAUCUGAAGCUGAUGAUGUUGCUCUCGAGGCGGACGCAGGGAAUACGCCCGACGAUCCUGCGGAGAUGGAUGAGCGCAUCUCCAACUACACUGCUUCGCUGGCCUCAAGUGUCGUCGAUUACCCCAUCGAAUAUGGACGCCGCUACCACGCAUUCCGGCCUGGAGUCUACGCGUUCCCGAAUGACGAGGCUGAAAUGGACCGUCUCGACAUGUCUCAUGCGGUGAAAGUAAGAUCAAUCGGCAACAAGCUCUUUCUUGCGCCUCUCGAGAAGGAGAAAGUUCACAAAAUUCUUGACAUUGGAACGGGAACUGGGAUUUGGUCAAUUGAGAUGGGCGAUGUCUUUGAGAACGCAGAGAUUAUCGGGAUUGAUCUGAGCCCCAUCCAACCGAAAUGGGUUCCUCCGAAUGUGAAGUUCGAGGUCGACGAUGUCGAGAGUCCCUGGGUUGUGAGUCGCAAGUACGACUACAUCAUGUGCAGACACAUGGUCGCUUCAAUCCUGGACUGGCCGAAGCUUGCAAAUUCCCAGAGACCUGCAUACAAGGCCAGCCCUGACACAUCAAUGUCCAGCAACUUGGAACCAGGCGGUUGGGCUGAAUUCCAAGAAUUGUCCGUGAAGUAUCACACCCAAGACGGCACAUUCACCGAGGACCACGCAACAUACAAGUGGAACAGGACCCUGAUCGAAGCCUGUAAGAUGAUUGGCCGUGACGCCUGCCCAGGACCGAAAGUCGAGGGCUGGGUGCGAGAUCAAGGAUUCCGCAACGUACACCACCAAAAGUUUAUGCUCCCGGUUGGCCCCUGGCCGAAGGAUCCGCACUAUAGAGACAUUGGCAUGCUCAAUCUGGCCCAGACGCUGGAAGGCCUGGAAGGCUUCUCCUUGAAGCUCUUCUGCGGUGUCCUUGGACGAACGAAAGAGGAGGUGUUUGUUGAGCUUUCGCAGGUGCGAAAAGAGCUGAAGACGGGCGCGUUCCAUGCCAUGUUUGACUUGCACGUUGUCUACGGACAGAAGCCCUUCGAGACGGAGGCAGAGGAAUGA